GCCUGGGUGAGGCAGAUGCGGACCAGAACAAUGGCUGCGUCUCGGAGAAGCCGGCGGUGACUGACUCCACGGGUGCUGAGGGCCCCCCCCAGCCCUGGCCCGACGCCAGCACAGCUGACCCUGACGCCGCCACGCCCCGCCCCCACCUGGCCCGCCUCUUCUCCCGAGAUGCCCCGGGCCGAGAGGAUAACACCUUCAAAGAGCGACCCUCUGAAUCGGACGAGCUACAGACCAUCCAGGAACACAGCGGAGCUUCAGAGUGCGGCUCAGACUACCCCGAACAGGACUUAGACUAGGCUAGCUACUUUUUGUUCCCUCCCUCCCUCUGUUUUUUCUCUCUUCUCCCGCCUCUAUUUUUUCACUCUCUCAUUUAAGAGAGCAACACGAACCCUACUUUU
Notothenia coriiceps (black rockcod) is the source of this 398-nucleotide messenger RNA. Its product is annotated as myelin basic protein-like. The annotation marks the transcript as partial. The record is from RefSeq and is a predicted model, not a curated record. The transcript has a single exon. NCBI's taxonomy places the organism in Eukaryota, Metazoa, Chordata, Actinopteri, Perciformes, Nototheniidae. Gene Ontology annotation, molecular function: structural constituent of myelin sheath.